Molecule: messenger RNA, 2190 nt
Organism: Diplodia corticola
Lineage: Eukaryota; Fungi; Ascomycota; Dothideomycetes; Botryosphaeriales; Botryosphaeriaceae
Exons: 1
Coding region: 1-2190 (729 amino acids)
Source: RefSeq, a predicted model, not a curated record
AUGGCAGCCGUCUACGGUGACGGGCCACCACCGCCACCUCCACCUCCGCCCCCUGUCCCUGGUCCAGGCGGACCCGCGCCCGGUUUCGGGGCCCGCCCACCACAACAAGGAGGCGGAGCAGCAACAGGCAUGCAUGGCGGCCCUGGCGGUCCCGGUGGGGGUAUGCCUGGCCGUCCGUUCGGGGGUGCAGGUGGCAUGCCACCAGGAGGCGGACCAGGAGGCCCCGGAGGCCCUGGAGGUCUAGGAGGAGGAUCAGUAGGACUGCCCCAAGGCCGGCCGGACGCCAACACUCGCCGGCCGAUGGACCACCAGCUGGCCGGCAACGCGACGGGCCCGGUCAGCCUCAGCUUCCACGGUUGGUCGUUCCGCAAGGACCGCGAGCCGGGCGUCGAGGCGUCGUGGGCGCGCGCACGCAAGACGGCGCUCCCGUACUCGGGCGACGUGCUGCAGCGCAUGGUGAACCGAACGACCUCUCCGUCGGGCUCGUCGUCGAGCAAGAAGGGGAAGGGGAUGACGGUGUACGAGCAGUACAACUCGCUGCGAUCGCCGCACCAGCGGGCCCUCAUCGACGGCCUGCUCGAGGCCGUCAAAGGCGAGGAGCGCAAUCCGAACGCCGAGUGGAGUCUGGCGUGCAUCGAGCAGGAGGUCGCCGAGUACAUCCGCAAGGGCUUCGGCAAGGUGCGCGAGGUGCGCGAGAUGCGCGUCGUGCUGAGGAGGGGGGGCAGGAAGGACAUGCCCGCCGCCGGGCCGCUUGCUGGAGACGGCUUGCCUGGCGAAAUCGUCGACUUGAUUCACGGGCAAGGGCAGGGGCCUCAUCGGUCUUCACAGCCUUCACAGCCUUCACAGCAACAGCAGCCGAUUGGGAUGGGCAUGGGCAUGGGCAUGGGCCGCGGUGCUGCUCCUGGAGGCGGAAUGCCGUUCGGCGCUGCCGGUGGUGGCGGUGGAGCAGGUGGUCCUGGACCUUUUGCAGCUGGUGGUGCGCCGGGAGGGGUUGCUGGGGGACCGGGUCCGAUGGCCGGUGGGUUCGGACGCGGGGCUGCCAUGAAUCCUGGAGGGCCUCCUGGUGGUGGUGCAUUCCAUGGUGGUGGCGGAGGUGGCGGCGGGCUUCCUGCGAUGGGACCCAACAUCAACAUGGCGCCUCCACCUCCACCUCCACAGCCAGUCCCUCCCAUGGGCCCCCCUAGAGGCGGCGGUUUCGAUGGGAACGUUCAUGCUGGUCAUGAUCCCUAUAAAGGUCAGAAAGCAGGGAAAGGGCCCAAAUCGCCACGUAUCAUUCCCGAGAGCGACUUCUCUGACGAAUUCGACGACUUGGACAUGCGUCCGGAAGUGGUCUACACCAAGCCGCACAAGGCCGGUAAGGGUAAGAAAGGUGUCACCAUUCCUCGUCCUCCGUUCCCCCCGAGCCGCAGCCGCUCAAGAGAGGGGGCAGGGAAGUCGCCCAAGAACCGCGAGCCCGAGCUUCACCGUGUCCCGACCAUCAUCAACAACACGAUCAAAAUCCCGCGGGCGCACAAGGGGGACCGCUUACGCAAAAUCCACAGCCGUCCAAAGUACGAACACCACUACAACAGCAGUAGCGACGAAGACCACUACAUCCUCACCCCCCGUAGCAGCGACGAUGAGACGUGGUCAACAUCGCGGUCCUCUACGUCGGGCUCGUCACCUGGACGUUACCGCCGAUCCCGCAGCAAGGAAAGGCACGGCUACCCUCCCAUCAGGACGAUGCGGGAGCACAAAAAGCCAGCCCCACAGCCUCGGUCUAUCCUGCGGGAGCACCAUCGGCCAUCCGGGAACCACCUGGUGGAUGCUGAAGGGUACUAUGAGCACGGCGGGUACGAUGUCAUGGAGCAUCGUCUUGAGGAUCACCGGCGGUACCGUCCUACGGCCCGCGCUCUACCGUCGAGAGACUACAUGGCGUACAGUCCACCGAGGAGAGGGUACCAUGAGAGGUCUCGGUCGCGGGAGAGGGCGAGACUGCCGCCAGCGCCAGAGGUGAGCACGUAUGACCCUCCGUGGAGAAGAGCAGCGGCGGCAAGACGAAUAGAAGAAGAGGAAUGGCGCGAGAGGGAGGAGGCAGCGCAGGCAGACUUGGAGAUGCACAUGCGGAGGGAGAGAGUCCGAAACUUGGAGGCGGCGGCGGAUGAGGUGAGGGGAAGGAGGUAUGGGCGGAGAGGUGAUUGGUGGCCGUGA